GAUUGGGGUCACUUCAUGAAGUACCAGCUGCAGCAGGUGGAUGAGAUGCUGGCAGCAAGCAUGAACCACCCCUCCAUCAUGGCCUGGGCAUGGUUUAAUGAAGGACCUUCCAACAAUGAGGCAGCCUGUCAGGCCUAUCUCCAGUGUUCGCUUCGCGCGGCCGAAGCGGAUCCCACGAGGUUUCGAACCUGGGCUUCCAACAAGAGAGAGGAGGACAAGUGCCUGCAGUAUGCGACGGCCGUGAGCUUCAACAAUUAUCCAGCCUGGUAUUCGGACAAGCAUGACCUGGCGGCGCCAAAGCGCCAGUGGACCAGCAGCGCUGCUUGGGCGCGGCAGAACUUUCCGGACAAGCCCUUCUUUAUCAGCGAGACUGGUGCGGGAGGUCUCUACGAAUGGUCCGACAACAAAACAGAUGCGUACUGGACGCUCAAGUACCAGCAAGAGGUGAUUGACGCAGAUGUUGAUACCGCACUUGCAGAUAGCAACGUUUCUGGACUCAUCCUCUGGCACUUCUUCGACUUCAAGGGUAGCUUGGCGCUUUGA
Molecule: messenger RNA, 543 nt
Organism: Symbiodinium pilosum
Lineage: Eukaryota; Dinophyceae; Suessiales; Symbiodiniaceae
Source: the annotation of a GenBank genome assembly